Messenger RNA from Lactuca sativa (garden lettuce), 772 nucleotides. Its product is annotated as E3 ubiquitin-protein ligase RDUF2. Gene Ontology annotation, biological process: protein ubiquitination. Gene Ontology annotation, cellular component: cytoplasm. Gene Ontology annotation, molecular function: ubiquitin protein ligase activity. NCBI's taxonomy places the organism in Eukaryota, Viridiplantae, Streptophyta, Magnoliopsida, Asterales, Asteraceae. The record is from RefSeq and is a predicted model, not a curated record.
AGUCGUCCCUUUAAUCCUCUUCAUAUAAAUCAAGCUUCCAAAAUCACAAUAACCCUCGAUUUUUUUCUUAAAUUUGCUUCAUCUGAAAGCUAAUCAAAUCAACCCCAGAUCAUGUCGUCGUCAUCGGAGCAGGACUUUGAUCAGUCAAUUCGCGAUUUCAUCACAUCAUUUGUCAGAACUGCCGUUGCCGCCGCUCCUCCGUCACAGGAUCACGACGGAGAAGAAGCAGAAGCAGAAGCGAUCGUCUUCACGGUUUACGCUACUCACGCCGGAAGUCUCGUGAAAGAAGGGCCAUUACCGGCGUCGAAAGCGGCGAUAGAGGCCAUCCCGACGGUUACAGCGACGGAGGGAGAAGAUUGUGCGAUAUGUUUGACGGAUUACAGUGGUGUUGCCGGAGAAGCGAAGGAAUUGCCGUGUAGGCAUCGGUAUCAUUCGGAUUGUAUCAUGAAGUGGUUAGGUAUCCAUGGGUCGUGCCCGGUUUGUAGAUACGAGAUGCCGGUGGAUGAAGAGGAGAAGCGGCGGAGAGACGGUGGUGAUGGUGAGUGGUGGCGAGUGAUGAUCACCGUAGAGCGUCGGACUCCGGUGAGUGAAUCGGGUCGGAAUUCUUCGGAUUCGGUAGAGGGUAGUGGGUCAUCAACAGACUAUAUGGAUAUUGAUUAGAUUUUUAUAUUUUUUAAUUCUUUUUCUCCAUUAAGGAAUUUUGUACAAAAUGCAUCAAGUUUGGUUUUUAUUUAAUUCGCUAAAAUUGGUUAGUUCGAUUUUGAAAAUUUCA